GGGAAAACCUGCGGCUUCUUGCGACCUGACGCCCAAAUCCACAAACUUUUUGAAGUUUGGCUUAAUCUCUGUUUCUCACAGUCCGUCACAGACAGAAGACACAAGGCUGAGAUGUCUGCCGACCAGAAGGAGGCCAUGAAUAUAUAUUGUGUAACACUCAACGGACCUGCACCCUGGGGUUUUCGGCUUCAGGGAGGCAAGGACUUCAACACUCCUCUGACCGUGUCCAGGCUGACUCCAGGUGGGAAGGCGGCGCAGGCUGGAGUGGGUGUUGGAGAUUGGGUGGUGUCCAUCUUUGAUGCCAAUGCAGAGGAGAUGACCCAUGUGGAGGCCCAGAACAAGAUCAGAGCCGCCACCGACUCUCUCAAGCUCACUCUGAGCAGAGAUUUUCAUGACUCACUCACAUCUUCAUCCAGUCAGCCUAAAUACUCGUUCGCUCCGAGCACCGCUAUAAACAAGAUGGCGCGGCCAUUCUCUGCUUCCCCUGGCAGUGGCAGUGCGGGUCCUGUCAUCAAGCCGGUGUCGUACGCUCUCAAACCUGCCCUCAGCUCACCGCACAACGGUCAUGGAGUUGCUCCCUGUCCUGUUACUGUCAAAUCCAAACCAGCGGACAAACAUGAUGCAGUUCAAGCUCCAGCUAAAGCACCGGUGAGUUCUGGUCCGGCGUGUCGGCCCCCGUGGGUGACGGACCCCGGGUUUGCAGAUCGAUAUCAUCCAGAUAAGAGCAGCACAGUGGUGACGCAGCACACGCAGCCGCUGCAGCCCACUCCCAUGCAGAACCGCAGCUCCAUCCUGCAGGCGGCGCAGCAGAGCCCGGCCCACAGCAGCGCCGCAACACCACUGUGUGCAGCCUGCAGCAAGAUCAUCAGGGGACGGUACGUGGUGGCGCUGGGCCGCUCCUGGCACCCGGAGGAGUUCAUGUGCUGCCAGUGUAAAAGACUGCUGGACGAGGGCGGAUUCUUUGAGGAGAAAGGCUCCAUUUACUGCUCCAAGUGUUACGACAACCGAUAUUCACCCAACUGUGCCAAAUGCAAGAAGAUCAUCACCGGGGAGAUCAUGCAUGCCCUGAAGAUGACCUAUCAUGUGCAGUGUUUCCUCUGCGCCGCCUGCAAGCUGCCCAUCAGGAAUCAGGCCUUCUACAUGGAGGAGGGAGAGCCGUACUGCGAGCGCGACUAUGAAAAGAUGUUUGGUACCAAGUGCCACGGCUGUGACUUUAAGAUUGAUGCGGGCGACCGUUUCCUGGAGGCGCUGGGCUACAGCUGGCACGACACUUGCUUCGUCUGUGCUAUCUGUCAGAUUAAUCUGGAGGGAAAGACGUUUUACUCGAAGAAGGACAAGCCACUGUGUAAAAGCCAUGCGUUCUCCCCGCUGUGAAAACUCCAGCGGCUGGCAGACUGAUGGAGGGAUGGAUGGAGGGAUAUUUCUGCAGCGUUUACUCAGUAUGUGUCACUCAGAACUGCUCCCAGAUCAGUGUUAGCUGUUAGCAUGCCAGUCAUUCAGCUGGAGGAACAGCUUAUGAACUCUUAUAAGCAGCAGAUGACACAAUGGUGAAGCAGGAGUGAGUGUUUUAGCUGCGCCUGCACUUAGACAACAUUUGUGCUUAUUUCUGGUUUAUUUUAAGAUUCGUCAUGAGUGAAUCUCACAAAAACAAAAAGCUCACUUUAUAUUGGAUAAGGAAAAUUCCUUUGGCAUAUUUUGGGACUUGCUUUCCAUGGUGGUUGAGCCCGUCUUUGUUUUUUAGUGUCUUUUGUAAUUCAUAAAUUGAUCAAAUUGUAAUUUUAUGUCAUGAUGGUGUUGGCUUGCAUUGCAAAAUAAAAUAAUAUUAAAUAAAAAAAAUACUAAUUAAAUAAAUAAACAAUUAAAUAAAAUAGAUUGAAUAGAUUAAAUAAAUGAGUAAAUAUUGUUUUCAUCAUAAUAAACUAAAUAUUGCAACACAGAGUUUAUUGUGUUAAUAAUAAAAAUUAUGCAUAAAAAAAGGGAAAAAUUGUGAAAAUGUUAGUUUUCCAGACCAGGAAUGAAGAAACGCUGUAAUAUAUGUAUUUUAUAUUGUUUGUCGUUAAUAAAAAUAGUCAUAUUAACCUUAACACUUUACAAUAAGGUUAAUUCAUUAAUGCUACUUAAUAUAUUUAUUAACAUGAACUAACAAUAAACAAUACAUUUAUUACAGUGUUUAAUCAUCUUUGUUAACAUUAAUGAAAAUAAAGUCGCUUUUUGUUCGUUGUUAACUCUCAUUACAUUAAGUACAACGAUGCAUUACUAAAUGUUGAGGUGUAGUUAAUGAAUAUUGUUGAUUAUUACAUUAUAUGCAUAAUUGUUGUGAAGUAUGACUUUUAUUUUUAACAGAAUGAACGCCUGUUUGCAUCAAAAAUAAUGUUUUAAGUCAUUUAAGCAGUAACACAAAUUUAAUUAUAUAAUUAUAUAAUUUGUAGAAUAAUACUACACAGAUGAUUCUACGUUUAUCUUUUGAUUUGGUAUGAAAUGGGCUUGUUUUAGUCUUUUGUGAGAUUCACUCGUCUCAGAUCUACAGUCCAGUCUGGAAUUAUUCAUUCCCGGGCACACUCUGACUUUAUAAUCAAGUUUAUUUAGUUUUUAAUUAAAUAUAAAUAAAAGCUGAGAAAUAUGUUUGGUAACACUUUAGAAUACCGAUCCAUUAGUUCAUGUAUUUACUGACAAUAACAAACAGUUACUAACAUUUAUUAGGGAUUAAUUCAUCUUUGUUAAUGUUGUUAAGAGUGUUCAUGUGAGUUAAUGCAAUAACUAAUGGACCGUUAUUAUAAAGUGUUUUUCCACAGUGAUGCCUCUUGUGCAUCAUAUUCUUAUCUUUUGGAAGACGCCUGUGUCAUUUCCGGUUAAAAAGCAACACUGGUUCUGGUUGAAUGAAAGUAACUUUAAUUCA
This is a messenger RNA of Danio rerio (zebrafish), 2896 nucleotides long. It is a transcript of the gene pdlim7, whose product is annotated as PDZ and LIM domain 7. The record is from RefSeq and is marked validated. Lineage: Eukaryota; Metazoa; Chordata; Actinopteri; Cypriniformes; Danionidae. Gene Ontology annotation, cellular component: cytoskeleton.